AUUCUUUGCAUCAUUAUCUACACACAGUACUCAAGUCUAGAGAUGCCAAGCAACACCGAUGAUCGACCUACGUCUAUCAACCCUUCUGGGUCAUGGCUCGAUCUGAGCGAUGGGGAAGAUGCCUCCAGAAGUAAAAAGAGAUUUAGUUUCUGGCACAAGAAGCAAUCAAGAUCAAAACACAAACUGAAGAUACCAACGACAGAUAAAGUAAAGCAUGAUCCACUUCGCUUCCUCAAGCCCACACUCAAGAUAGGGCUAUUCCACUAAAGCACUGAUAUCACGCCUUAAACAGCCAAGGUAUACGACGCUGCACAGGUGUAAUUCUACAACCGAGCGUUUCUUUGUAACUAUAAUAAAAACGAAAUACC
This is a messenger RNA of Linderina pennispora, 368 nucleotides long. RefSeq lists its product as uncharacterized. The transcript has a single exon. NCBI's taxonomy places the organism in Eukaryota, Fungi, Kickxellomycota, Kickxellomycetes, Kickxellales, Kickxellaceae. The coding region runs from base 43 to 267 and encodes 74 amino acids. The record is from RefSeq and is a predicted model, not a curated record.